Messenger RNA from Vitrella brassicaformis, 1549 nucleotides. The record is from the annotation of a GenBank genome assembly. NCBI's taxonomy places the organism in Eukaryota, Vitrellaceae.
GAAACGCAUUCAGCAGCGCACGCACCCUACGCUCUGAAGUCGGUACGUGCUGACACUCACUUUGUUCGAUGGAGCCGUGGAUGAUGUGUCUGUUUUGUGACACACGCCGCAGCCAGAUCCCACGCAGACAGGUAUGCUGGCAGCUUGCGAUGACUGACACAGCUUCGAUCUUGUGUUUGUAUGUACUUGUGGCAGUGGCGAGAGAUGACUCACUACGCGGCAAGGGCGCUACUCACUCCAUUCCUCGGCCUCGCCGUGUUCCUCACGAGGGCCGCAUCCAUUAGGUUGCAAGCGACACCCGGGCAUUCUCUGGUCGCGCGAAACAACACUUUCACAAUCAUGCAAAUCACAGGUGGGAGGACGCACCAGCAGUAACACACAGAGACAAUCGACGUUCUUGUUUGGGUGUCGGGUAGAUUUGCAUUACGGCGAGAGUCUUGAUGCACGAGGCUUUGCGCAGGAUGCGAAGUCAACUCGCGCGAUGCAGCGACUGCUUUCGCUGGAACGGCCUGACUUAGUGGUGUUCUCUGGCGACAUCCUGCACGUCUGGCGGGACAACGCCACUCAGUUCUGGGACCAGGCAAUGGCACCCACACUCGAGAGGCGCAUCAGGCAUGCAGUGGUAUUCGGCAAUCACGACGACUUGCACCGUGAUCCCCCGCCUCAAGAUGACCUCUCCCGCCGGAUGGCCCUGCUCCACUACGAUAUGUCGCUGCCUGGGUCCCUCACUGGGUCGAUGUUUGUCAGCCGCAUGGGCGGUGGAGUCACCAAUUAUAUGCUGGAGGUGUACAGGAGUGACGAGGAUGCUGCAAGGGGUCAGCCGGCAGCUCUCUUGUGGUUUCUUGACAGCGGCGGUGGAUCGAUUCGGGAGAUCAUACGGGUGCGUACGGUGGGAGAGAAAUGCGCACAUGACGUGGAGUGACACAGUGCUUUGUCGAUGGAUGCAGGAGGAUCAAGUGAGGUGGUUCUCAGCAAAGGCACGACAGCUGAAGGAGAGGUACGGCGUGCUGCCGGCCUUUCUGUACAUGCACAUUCCGUCUCACGAGUACCUCCAAUACAAUCCCGCUGUACCAGAAUCACGAUCAAGGUCACAAAACCACUGACAGCCAAAACACACACGCCGACAUCCGCGUGUUCCCUGUGCUCUGUGCAGAUGUGUGGGUUGGAUGAACGACACAGUGCAUCCGACCAAGGAGGACACAGGGGUGUUUGAUGCGGCAGUGGCGGCGCACAUCCAGUACAUAUUUGUCGGUCACAUGCACGGCAGCGAUUUCUGCUGUCCCGCACCCACACGCAGCAGCAGUGCCUCUGACCCCGUGAUGCUGUGCUUCGGGCGCCGGAGUGGCUAUGGCGGGUACGGGAAGGUGUGGGCGAGAGGAGCGAGGAUGCAGCGUAUCGAUCUGUCAGCCGAUCGGCCGACGAUGCGCACGUGGAUCAGAAUGGAGGAUGGAAGCAUUGAGCAGGCAGGCUGAAGAAGAGGAGAGUGAGGGUACACGAUUGUUUAUUGAUGGCCUUCUGUCGUACAAAGCGAUUGUGAUGCAUCGAUGGC